AAUCUGGAAAGGACACAUCAGCACAACUCAACAACAUGGAGAGACGAACGCACGAUAUAAUAUGACUUGAAUGAUUUUGACCAGUUUUAAACAGGCUUCGGCCCUAAUGUGGCUAUAUAUUGACGGAAAAACGACCAAUUAAUCUCGAAAUGUCUAUCAAAACACCGAAAACGAUCGUGAUUAACACCGCUCCUAACAAGAGCAACGUUUUAGAACUUCCACAGUCUACAAAUCUGUCAACAGCUGUCAUGGAAGGUUUGUUCGAGGACAGUGAGGGUGGCGGCCCUAAGAAAAGACGACGCCUCACCCACCUGACUUCCGAUGAAAAGAUGAUGAGAAGGAAGCUGAAAAACAGAGUAGCAGCACAGACAGCCAGAGACAGAAAGAAAGACCUUAUGUCCUCCCUUGAAUCACAACUGGCCAAAAUCAUGGAAGAAAACAAGAAACUUCUGAAAGAAAACAUAACACUUAAAAACCAAUCAGGGGCUCUUAUGCAAGAGAACUCCCAUUUGAAGGAACGCCUUGGUUCUGUAUCGCCUUGUAAGCCUGAGUCCGAGUACCCCGGGUCUGCAGUACUCUUUGCUCCUCUGCCGCAGGAACAAGCUCGGACACAGUCUCACUCGACGAUGCACUUAGCCACCUCCUAUCUGAUAGCCAGUCUCUGCUUAACUUUAUGCAGCAGGAUGACGCAAAGUCAGAAAAAGGAAGUGUCACUGUUAAUACACCACCAACCAAGUCCCUCAUCAAAACCAAGCCAGCAACACAAUCUGGUUCAGUGGUGGGGCCCUCAGCAACAGAGCUGGAAUCCCUCAAUGAACUCAUAAAGUUUGAUCAUGUGUACUACAAGAUUGAACCCUCAGAUGGGCAAACUGAUUCUGUAGGUCAAAACAAAGCCCAGAAAGUCAUUGUGGUCAGAUGUGGCGAUAACACUAACAACCAGAACAGCUCGAAAAAACUUGUAAAUAUUCACAUCACAAAAGAUGUGAGUGUGAAAAAAGUGAAUUCUACUUCUGUAGAAGAAUGUGUUGUUAUUGAUGAUAACAAAGACGAAGUUGUCGGUUCAGCUACAACAGAAAACAACCACCAUGAAAAUGUUCUAGACUUUUCCUCUAUUAUGCCAGAGGUAAACUUUGACUUACUGGAAGAUAUUGAGAGCAUUUUGGCAAGUGACCUGGAUAAUCAGUUUCCCCUGGAAAAUGUUGUGGAUUCUAAUUCACCGAACAGAAUAUGCACAUCAUCACAACCACGAAAUCUUGAAAUUCCCAUUUCAACAUCCAAAAACAAUAAGCGGAAACUUUCAGAUCUCGUUGAUACAGACAUUGGGUCAGGCUUAGCUCAAUCUGAAGAUUUGUUCAGUUUGAAUGAAUCAAUGGACACUGCUAGUGAUUCUGGAUUCAGUAGCGACACAUUCAGUGAUGCUGCUUCUCCAUGCCAGAGUGAUACUAUUGGGGGGCUCACUGAGGACUCUUGGGAGGAGUCAUUCAUGGAACUGUUCCCUGCUCUAGUAUGAUCCCAGUCCUCACGUUUGGCUCCUUCUAGUAUUUACUUCAUGUUAUUAGCAUUGUACAUACCCUCUUUAUUAACUUAUAUGCUUAGUGCAAUUCUUGAUGAGCAUCCUUUUUUGUGAAAUAAAAUUCAUUGCUUGUGAGGGUUCAAAUGCAAAA
Pecten maximus is the source of this 1664-nucleotide messenger RNA. RefSeq names its product X-box-binding protein 1-like. Gene Ontology annotation, cellular component: nucleus. The transcript has 3 exons. Gene Ontology annotation, molecular function: RNA polymerase II transcription regulatory region sequence-specific DNA binding; DNA-binding transcription factor activity, RNA polymerase II-specific. NCBI's taxonomy places the organism in Eukaryota, Metazoa, Mollusca, Bivalvia, Pectinida, Pectinidae. The coding region runs from base 150 to 824 and encodes 224 amino acids. The record is from RefSeq and is a predicted model, not a curated record.